Messenger RNA from Saccoglossus kowalevskii, 1172 nucleotides. Its product is annotated as histidine-rich protein PFHRP-II-like. NCBI's taxonomy places the organism in Eukaryota, Metazoa, Hemichordata, Enteropneusta, Harrimaniidae. The record is from RefSeq and is a predicted model, not a curated record.
UGACGGGUGAUGCACAUGCAGUGACGGGUGAUGCACAUGCAGUGACGGCUGAUGCACAUGCAGUGACGGGUGAUGCACAUGCAGUGACGGGUGAUGCACAUGUAGUGACGGGUGAUGCACAUGUAGUGACGGGUGAUGCACAUGUAGUGACGGCUGAUGCACAUGCAGUGACGGGUGAUGCACAUGUAGUGACGGGUGAUGCACAUGCAGUGACGGGUGAUGCACAUGCAGUGACGGCUGAUGCACAUGCAGUGACGGCUGAUGCACAUGCAGUGACGGGUGAUGCACAUGUAGUGACGGGUGAUGCACAUGUAGUGACGGGUGAUGCACAUGUAGUGACGGGUGAUGCACAUGUAGUGACGGGUGAUGCACAUGUAGUUGCGGGUGAUGCACAUGUAGUUGCGGGUGAUGCACAUGUAGUUGCAGGUGAUGCACAUGCUGUGACAGGCAAUGUACAUGUAGUGACGGGUGAUGCACAUGUAGUGACGGGUGAUGCACAUGUAGUGACGGGUGAUGCACAUGUAGUGACGGGUGAUGCACAUGUAGUGACGGGUGAUGCACAUGUAGUGAUGGGUGAUGCAAAUGUAGUGACGGGUGAUGCACAUGUAGUGAUGGGUGAUGCAAAUGCAGUGACGGGUGAUGCACAUGCAGUGACGGGUGAUGCACUUGCAGUGACGGGUGAUGUACAUGUAGUUGCAAGUGAUGCACAUGCUGUGACAGGGGAUGUACAUGUAGUAACGGGUGAUGCACAUGCAGUGACGGGUGAUGCACAUGCAGUGACGGGUGAUGCACAUGCAGUGACGGGUGAUGCACAUGCAGUGACGGGUGAUGUACAUGCAGUGACGGGUGAUGCACAUGCAGUGACGGGUGAUGCACAUGUAGUUGCAGGUGAUGUACAUGUAAUGGCAGGUUAUGUACAUGUAGUAACGGGUGAUGCACAUGCAGUGACGGGUGAUGCACAUGCAGUGACGGGUGAUGCACAUGCAGUGACGGGUGAUGCAAAUUCAGUUGCGGAUGAUGCAAAUGCAGUUGCGGAUGAUGCAAAUGCAGUUGCGGGUGAUGCACAUGUAGUGACGGGUGAUGCACAUGUAGUUGCAGGUGAUGCACAUGCUGUGACGGGUGAUGCACAUGUAGUGACGGGUGAUGCACAUGUAGUGACGGGUGAUGCACAU